Harpia harpyja (harpy eagle) is the source of this 3176-nucleotide messenger RNA. RefSeq names its product adhesion molecule with Ig like domain 1 (gene AMIGO1). Gene Ontology annotation, molecular function: protein binding. The transcript is spliced from 2 exons. Bases 769 to 2325 code for a protein of 518 amino acids. Gene Ontology annotation, biological process: brain development. The record is from RefSeq and is a predicted model, not a curated record. Lineage: Eukaryota; Metazoa; Chordata; Aves; Accipitriformes; Accipitridae.
UCGAAGGCCGCCUCCGCAGCGCGGGGGGAGCGGGGCUGCGGCGGGCGGGAGCCCCGGGGCGAGCUGCGACCCGGGUGGGCAGGGACCCACGGGCAGGCUGUGACAGCCGGUGACAAAGCCACCCCAGGCUAGGACACCGGGUGACCGAAGCCAGCUCUUGCCGUGACACCAGCGGUGAGCAAGGAGCCCGGCGCGUGCCGUGACAACGGGUGGGCGAAGCCACCCCGGGGUGCGUGCUGUGACAUUGGGUGACCAAAGCCACCCCACGCCGUGACACCAGGGGACCAAAGUCCCUCCGUGGUGCUGGCUGUGACACCGGGUGACCAAAGCCACCCUGUGCCGUGACACUGAGUGAGCAGCAAGCCCAGUGCACGCCGUGACACUGGGUGACCAAAGCCACCCAUAGCACAUGCUGUGAUACUGGGUGAGCAAGCCACCCUGUGCUGUGACGCCGGGUGAGCGGCUAGCUGUGACACUGGGUGGCCAAAGCCACCCCAUAGCAUGUGCUGUGACACCGACUGACAAAGCCACCCUGCACCGUGACACCGGGCGAGCAGCUAGCCUGGCACAUGCUGUGACACCGGGUGACCGAAGCCACCCUAUAGCACAUGCUGUGACACGGGGUGACAAAGCCACCCCACUCUGCAACACCGGGUGACCAAGCCACUCUGCACCGUGACACCAGGUGAGCAGCUAACCCGGUGCAUGCCGUGACACCGGGUGACCGAAGGCACCCCGUGCAAGCCAAUCCCGUGCCCCCAGCCCGCCAUGCCGGGGGUGGUGGGCAUGCCGGUGCCCCGUCCCCAGCACCCAUGUGACACUGUGGGGCACAGUGUGGCCAUGGCGGGCUUCGGGGGGCCGGGGGCCCUGCUGCCACUAAUGCCGCUGCUGCUGGCGCUGGCACUGCUGUCACCGUGGGGGUCCGCGGGAGGGAGCUGCCCCCCGCGCUGCGUCUGCGCCUCCAACAUCCUGAGCUGCUCGCAGGCGGUGCUGAGCUCGGUGCCGGCCCCCCUGCCCCGCUUCACCGCCGUCCUCGACCUCAGCCACAACAACGUCAGCCGGCUGCGUGCCGACUGGGCGCCGGUGCGGCUGGCCCACCUCCAUGCCUUGCUGCUCAGCCACAACGGGCUCUCCUUCGUCUCCACCGAAGCCUUUGCCCACGUACCCCACCUGCGGCACCUGGACCUCUCCUCUAACCGUCUCCGGGUGCUGGAGGAGAACCUCUUCAGCGACCUGGCCGAGCUGGAGGUCCUCCUCCUCUACAACAACGAGAUCUCUGCUGUGGAUCGCACCGCCUUCGAUAACCUCAGCCGCCUCCGUAAGCUUUACCUGGGGCAAAACCGCAUCGCCCGCUUCCCACUGGAGCUGCUGCGCGACGGCAGCCGCCUGCCCCAACUGGCCCUGCUCGACCUCUCGGCCAACCGCCUCCGCAGCUUGCCCAUCGGCGAGCUGCAGGCACUGCCCGCCUGGCUGCGUGACCGCCUCUACCUACAUGGCAACCCACUGGCCUGCGACUGCCCGCUUUUCCAGCUGGUUGCCCGCGGUCGUCGCCGCCGGUUGAGCGCCGUGAUGGAUUUCCAGGAGGAGUUGCGGUGCUUGCUGCCCACUACCCAGGCGCACGUCGGUAUCCUCGCCCUGGCCGGCCGGCAGCCGCUCAACUGCAGCGAGGCACGGGAAGCGGUGCUGGAAGCCCACCUGGGUGACACCGUCACCCUCAGCUGCGACACGCGGUUACGGGGGGUACGUAACCGGCACUGGGUGACGCCAGGAGGCGAACGGGUGUUGGAGGAAGGGGGUAAUGGCAGCGCCGCUCUCCUGGCGAACGGCAGCCUGCAGCUGCGGGCGCUGCGCCCCGAGGACGCCGGCACCUACGCCUGUUGGGUGGCGGGUCCCCUCCUCAACGAGACCCUUUACGUGGAGCUGCUGGUGCACAACUUCACCCUGCACGGUCCCCACGACACCCUCAACACCGCCUACACCACGCUGGUGGGCUGCAUCCUCAGCGUGGUGCUGGUGCUCAUCUACCUGUACCUCACCCCUUGCCGCUGCUGCUGCUGCCGCGGUGCCGACAAGCCGCCGGCUCCCCGCGAUGACAGCAUCAACUCCUCCGUCCUCAGCACCACCCCCAACCACGCCACCGCCGGUGUCCCUGGGGAGCCUUGCCGGUCCCGCUCGGCCUCUGCUGCCGGCCCGGGGCAGAACGGCAGGUUCAAGGUGGGGGGCACCCCCCAGCCGCCCCCCCGGCACGGCCCCAAGGCGCAGAGGAAGGUGUCGGAUCCAGACUCGGUCAGCUCCGUCUUCUCCGACACCCCCAUCGUGGUGUAGGGGGCAGGACACGUUAUGGGGACAGUCCCCAGGGACACCCCAUGUCCCCACCACUGUUGAGACUUGUCCCCAAUGGAUGCGCUGCGGGCAGAAGGGGCAGCCUUGACCCCCACUGCCGUGUCCCCAGCUUGGGGGGGGGGACACACACACCAUCACCCCCCUGGACUGAGCAUCGCUGCUGUCCACCCACACCAGCCUCCGCCAAGGUCACCGCCACCAUGCCAGCACCGUGGGACCACGAGGGACAAGGGGGCUUGUGCGGGGACAGCGUGGCCAUAGAGCCGGGGGGCACUGGCCCCGCUGCCCGCUGGGCACCGCAGGACCACGGGUGACAGUGCUGGCGACAGCACCCAGGCUGGCUCGGCGGGUGCCCCCCCCCCAGGGACGGCAGCACUGGGAGCACCCACAGGCUGCGGCACUUGGGGGGGGGGGGUCCCGCUUUGGCAGGGCAGCCGCCCCCUCCCCACGGCGCUGGCCCCCCACCCCGGAGCCCUCCCUGGCAUGUGUAUCCCAAAGCAUGAGUCCCACUGGGGGAGCAUGUGCCACCCCGGCCAGUGUUUGGCAGGGGGGGGACACGUGGGGCAUGUCACCCCACAGGGUGCAACCCCUCCCCAACACCCUCCUGGCCCCCCCCGUGCAACCCACAACUGCAAGCAGAGUCCCCCCCGAGGGAGUGGGACCCCAGGGGCUCCAGCACCCUAAAUGGGGAUAUCCCUCGUGCCCCCCCCGGCCCUGUGCCCCCACAGCCCAGCCUGUCCCCCCCAUGUCCCCCCCUCCCCGGGCCACGUCCCCCUCGCGCUGGCAGCUGCCCGCUGAUGCCUUGGCCAAAAUAAACGUCUUUCCCCAUCGUG